Molecule: messenger RNA, 1251 nt
Organism: Pediculus humanus corporis (human body louse)
Lineage: Eukaryota; Metazoa; Arthropoda; Insecta; Psocodea; Pediculidae
Product: Fasciculation and elongation protein zeta, putative
Exons: 5
Coding region: 1-1251 (416 amino acids)
Cellular component (GO): axon; cytoplasm
Source: RefSeq, a predicted model, not a curated record
AUGUUGGAUACAGCAAGGCAGAUGGCUGAGCUGAAAUUUGAGGCUCCAUUGGCACAGUUUGAAGAGUCGGAGGAUGAAUGGGCCAUAGGAGGAAUGACAAUAAAUACAAACGAUGUUGUCGAUAAUUUUAAAAAUAUUUUGAAUUCGAGUCCGUUGAAAAAAAACAUCAACGAAAAUUUCACGAAUAAUAUAAAAAAUUCAAAAUCGGGGAUUUUUAUAUCGAACAAGGGAGAAAUAAAUAACAUGGAUUUCGCAUACGAAAAAAUAAACGGAUAUUCGAAAGAAGAUAUGUUGAAAAAUUUGAAUCAGGGAAAUUCCGUGUCAGAAAAUUUUACUGAAACGUUUUCAGGCUCUCUAGAGGAUUUGGUUAACACGUUUGAUGAAAGGAUAACAAAAUGUUUUUGUGAUUAUGAAGAAAACGUUGAGAAACUGGCGCCGGUUCAGGUUCGAACUCAAGAAGAAAUAAUGAACGAAUGCCAAAUGUGGUGGACCAUCACAGGGAAUUUCGGCAACAUUCUACCGAUCGAUUGGUCCAAAUCAUACGCUCGCAAACUUCACGUACCGACUCUUAAUUUAACGGAAAACAAUGGCGGAAAUUCAAACGACGAUAUAAUUAAUUUAUCAGACGAAGACGAACAGGUAGCCAACGAUCUCGAUAUGCAUUCGUUAAUAUUGAACGGUUUGAGACAGGAUUGCGAAUCCGUUAAGACGGCAGAAGAAGUUAUAAGAGAAAUUGAUGAUAUGAUACAAGAAGACUUUACUGGAGAUUCGGAAGAAUCGCCGGAUUGUCAAGAUUACGAAAGGCCAAAACAAAUCGUACAUUCACCUUUAUACGAGGAAAAGUUGAAGCAAUUGAGUUUGUCACAAUUAAACGAGGUUUAUUUGGAAGUGGAAGUUUUAAUUCAAAAAUAUUCGGAAACUCUGAUAUCCGAAUUAGCUUUGAGAGAUGAAUUGGAAUAUGAAAAAGAAUUAAAAAAUACUUUUAUCGAUCUUCUCGUAUCGGUUCAAAAUAGACGACGUCAAUAUCAUGCCGAAAGGAAAAGGUGCAAUAGAAAUGGUAAUAGUCCCCGCACAAACGCGGUAGAAUCAAAAUACCUGACAACGGUUAUUCCCUAUCAUAAGGAUUCAGGUCCUCCAAACAAUCAGGCUCUUCAAGUUUUAAUCAAAAUUUUGAAAGCCAUAAAAGAAGAUAAUCCUAUGGUACCGACACUUUUAACGGAUUACAUUCUUAAAGUUUUAUGCCCAACUUAA